AUGGACCACCAGAAUCCCCAGCUAAAGAACCUUAAUCGUGCCUCAUGGAGGUCACAAUGUCGAAAUCACCUUGCGCAACACAUCUGGGAACAACUCGGAAUCCAACUGAAGCCCGAGGAAGUAAGGCUAAAGUCCACUGAGGAGUUACAAUACGUAUGGAAGAUUGAUGAUCCUUUACUUGAACCUGUGUUUGACAAGCACCUGAGCAAACACUCGGUGGGGGUAUACAUGCAGUUGUCACGAGAGGUCGGCAAGUCUUUCCAUGCUGUUCGUUAUGAAGGGAUAAUUCAGCGGCCGCCGAAGCCUCUACUGCAUGAACAAUAUGAACAAGUCAAGGAAGAAAAAACUCAGCUCCUUAUAAAGUUACAACAGGCGGAGAAGGAUAUAGUGGCUCUGGAAUUGGCGAGGGCUGAAGCGAAAGAAGAUGUGCAGGCCUACGAGACCAUGAUUCAUGAGUCACAAUUGGCUCUAAAUCUUCAUCAACAGGACAUUCAGCACUGGAUCAUGGUGGCAACAUACUAUCAGGGAAAUUACACACGACUUGCCAAUGCACUAAAGUACUUGAUUGCAUUUGCCCAAGGUGUUGAAUCUGAAGCCUCACCUCUCCUACCUGAAUGA
Molecule: messenger RNA, 618 nt
Organism: Aspergillus pseudotamarii
Lineage: Eukaryota; Fungi; Ascomycota; Eurotiomycetes; Eurotiales; Aspergillaceae
Exons: 3
Coding region: 1-618 (205 amino acids)
Source: RefSeq, a predicted model, not a curated record